CCGCGACCUAGCCCUUCACAGCCACUAUAGCCUGAGCCGGACAACCUUGCAGAGGAAAUGCACCGGAGGAGACCACAGAUAGCCAGUCUGUGAGUGAUACUCGGACUGUCCACCUCAAACACUACAAUGAAGCCGACAGAUUUCAAGCCGCUGGAUGAUGACCUGAGUGAAGAGUUGCGGGCAUCGUGUCGCCCUGGGCUGAUGCCCAUGGCGGGUGUGAUGGUGUCGCCCCCAGGCACUGCCAUGCCCGAGGAGUUCAAACUGUACGCUGAACGUCUACGAGACUUUGAGGUGCGCCCUGACGACACUUGGGUCAUCUCAUACCCCAAAUGUGGAACUACCUGGACGCAAGAAAUGGUUUGGCUCAUUGGCAACAACUGCGACUUUGAUGCCGCGUCUGACAAGCUUCUUCUACAACGGUUCCCCUUCCUUGAGGCUGUCAGUAUCAUCCCACAGCCAGAAGUCGAUGAGCAAGCCCAGUUCCUGGAUGAACACGUUUUGUUUGCAGACACCAUCCAGUUUGUGGAGGAACUCCCGUCUCCAAGGUUCAUCAAGAGCCAUCUUCCCGUCGAGCUCCUGCCCAAGCAAAUCUGGACUAAGAAACCCAAGAUAAUUUAUGUGACUAGGAACCCUAUGGAUGCUGCCAUUUCGUAUUACCACCACCAUCGACUUUGGAAUGGUUAUGUUGGAUCAUAUGAAACCUUUAUGGAGGGAUUUCUCAAUGAUAAAUUGGUCUACAGCCCUUUCUGGAACCAUGUAUUGGAAUACAAGAAAUUGGAAAAUCAAGAACAUGUCCUGAUAAUAUCGUUUGAAGAAAUGAAAAGAGAUCUCAAAUCAGUUAUCCAACAAACAUCUGAUUUCCUGGGGAAGACAUUGACUGCAGAACAGAUUGUAGAGUUGUCAGAACAUCUGAGCUUCUCCAACAUGAAGAACAACCCGGCCAUCAACGGAGAAGACUUCAUCAAGGAGGUGAAGGAGAAACACGACAUGCCAGAGGACGACCCGGAGCUGACCUUCAUCAGGAAGGGACAAGUCGGAGGCUGGAAGAAGGAGUUGCCACAUCACUUUGUGGAGAAGUUCAAGUCUUGGACGAAGGAGAAACUCAGAGGGACGACUUAUACAGAGGAAGACUUCUAUUUGACCCAGUGAUCAGUGAUUGCACACAGCAGCAUCACCUCAAAAGACAACUAGACAAGAUAGUUUGUGUCGUAUUUGAAUGGACUUGAACCAGUUGUGGCGAUCAGGUGGGGGAAGCUCACCCCCCACAUUUACAGGAAUACAGAAUAUCAUAGACACCUGCAGGAAUUUUCUUCAGGUGGUAAACCAAUAUCUACUAGUGAAUGGAGGAAAAGGCCUUGCUCCACAAACAAAUUGAUAUGAAACACUUUAAAACAUAAUUGUUGUAUUUAUAAUAGCCAGACUUAACAUUUUAAGUUUUACUUUUGGAGACUUAAAAUAUUUAAAUUAAAUUGAAAUAUCAGUCUUACAUAAAGCCGCGUUUACACAAGGACAGUUAGGACAGGAGGACAGCAGGCAGGUUACUUGCCUCUAAUGUAUUUCAAGUUACCUGCCAACUGUCGUGUAAAUGCGGCUUAGUUAAAAAAUAUUUUUAGUAUUUAUGUAAACAUACAAGAAUUUACUGUCUGAUUUGAGGUUAUUUUCUUUGGAACAUCUGGUCCGUGACAGCUUAUUCAAUUUUUUUCCAUCCUAAUUAAAUUUUGGCAACUCAUCUGCUCUCUUGGCUAAAACCAUUGUACCUUCACUUCAACAAAUAGACUCUUUAAAAAUACUGCACAAGAAUCAAAAUGCAAAUACGUAGGUCUACUAGUUUAUUAUUGUUAGAUUAGCUAUAUUUUGUACUAUUUUGUUUAUUUAUUGUUAUUGUAAUUAUCAUUGUAUAUUAUUCAAAUAUAAAUUUGUAUAAUUCAAAUGUUAGUUUAAAGAUAAAUUAGGGAAAACAUUCGUAUUGUAUAUUGUAAGAUGUGAACAAUGUUAGUUAUUAUAACAAGUUAUUUUAAGUUAAGUUAUUAACUUAUUAAGUUUCAAUUACUUUGAUAUGUACUUAUUAUAUUUUUAAUACAAGCUCACAAUUUAAACUUUGUGCAUAAUUACAUCAACAUAAUCAUGUCAAACAUAAUAAUGUUUCAAAAUAUAAUAAAAAGGUAAUAGGGUGAAUUAUACUUCUAUCAAAUAAAAAGUAGUACUGUCUUAA
Messenger RNA from Macrosteles quadrilineatus (aster leafhopper), 2212 nucleotides. RefSeq names its product luciferin sulfotransferase-like. NCBI's taxonomy places the organism in Eukaryota, Metazoa, Arthropoda, Insecta, Hemiptera, Cicadellidae. Bases 127 to 1149 code for a protein of 340 amino acids. Gene Ontology annotation, cellular component: cytoplasm. Gene Ontology annotation, molecular function: sulfotransferase activity. The record is from RefSeq and is a predicted model, not a curated record. Gene Ontology annotation, biological process: sulfation. The transcript is spliced from 7 exons.